GUCACGUGAUAAACAAUGGCGGCCAGGGGUCGAAGUACCCGUAUGUUCGGUUCCGAGAAUUAACAGAAUACAUCUGAAAUAUUCAUAGUUGUUUCAGCGAUGUGGCGAUGAGGAGACUGUUAUGUUUUUUGCAGACAAACAGAAUAUAUCUAAAUGUGAAGUUAACGUUGAUCAUUGUGCAGUGGGACAAACAAGCCUGUCAGUGUUAGUUCAUUAUUGAGGCCCUUUGAAGCGAUGGCGCUGAAGAAGGUGGACAGUAUAACCGUAUCGACCCGGUUUGGAAACAGCCAGAUUGAACUUCUCAUGGGAGAUAUCACGAAGCUGGCGCUGGAAGACCAGGUGGAUAUUGUGAUGACAUCCGCUUUUAGAGGUGACUACAGCGACCACCAUACCAGCACAUUGAUGGGUGCCUUGAGUCGAAAUCUGGGAAUCUCUGUUCAGCAUCUGUCUUUUGAUAAAGAAAUUGAUUUACGUAAACAUUUUUCGUGCUGGGUGUCCAAGCCACUACUGAAAAAAAUUCCAUUCGGCAGACUUGUCUGUUUUGAAAGAAAUAUGAAUAGUGAAGCUGGCACCAUUGCAGAGCAAAUCAGUUUGGUGUUUCGGGCAAUGAUGCCAAUAUGUAACAACCAUGACACAACUAUUAUUACACCUCUACUGGCAACUGGCAUGCAGAAUCGGUCACCUCCCCAGAUUCUGAAAGCAAUGGUGGAGGGGGCGUGUCAGUGGAUUCAAGCUGGGCUGCCCCUCAAGUGUUUGAAAUUAGUUUUGUUUACCAACAAUGAUCAAAUCCGUGUAAAGGAUGAGGAUGCUGUGAAGAUGUUCACAUCGUUGAAGGACAGAUGGACAACUAAACAGACUGAGCACAUUACAGAGGUGAAGAAGAAUGAUGUGUUUAUCUCUUACCAUGAGGGUGAUGAGAGCUUUGUGAACCAGAUAUUGUCGUGUUUGAAGAGUCUCGACUCAAAUCUGACCAUCUUCAGUCGCCAGAUUUCCUACCACAAAGAGUCCGUCUGGCAGGAGGAGAUCUUUCAUGAGAUGACCAACUCAAAACGAAUAAUCAUAGUUCUGACUGCGGGGUAUGUUGAAAGUGCUGAGUGUUUGGAGCAGUUCAACAUGGCGCUGUGCUGUAAUCGACAACAAGACAAAGAUAUUGUCUUCCCGUUCUACUUACAAACCGUCAGCUCUCUCCCCGCCUACAUGCAGCUCGUCCAGUAUGUUGACUGCAGGGAACGUAAGGAUGGUGACGUUACUUUGACAAAGAUUAAGAAUGCCUGCAAUAGUCUUUUGACCAGUGAACAAGAUGCUGCAACAAUUCAGCCAAGUGAUACCUCAGACAGACUGGAAAAGAAACCAGAAAAUGAAAACUCGACUAAUCAGACAUACGAUGUGUUUAUCUCGUACUCACACAAACAUGAGUCAAUGGCUAAACACUUUCUUCAUCUUCUUGAAGAAAAGGAUUCAGAUUUAAAUGUCUUUUAUGACAGAACAGAUCUCAAAAUGGGCAGCCGAUGGCAGGACACUCUGUAUGGCGGUAUCUGCAGCUCCAAGUGUAUAGUAGCCCUUGUCACCAAGACGUACUUUGAGUCCACUGUGUGUUGUGAGGAAUACAACGUAGCAGCAGCCAGGUUUCUUGCUCAUAAUAACAUGUACUUCCUUCCUGUGUGUAUUGCUGACAUGGAGAGUGUUCCACCAGAGUAUGGGAAAAUUAAAAUGGUUGACUGCAGGACAGAUACCGAGGCCAAGCUGGAGCAGAUUGCAGAGAAAUCUAUAAAACUGUCAAGAAAAGGAAUCACAGACUCUCUGUUCUCUGAGCCAUCACUGAAAAUAAAACCCUAUCAGGUAAUUGCAGAGUACCGGAAACACACAUUUGAGGCAAAAUACGACAUCAAAAAUGGGUGUGUGUGUCGGAAGGAGGUACUUACAAAGGAAGUAAACAGCAAGGCAGGGGACUGUGACAUCGUUUUCAGUUUCUCGUUCCAAAGCCUCAAGUUCGCUGCUGUUUUCAGUAAGAAGAUGGUGACCCUGUUACCGGAUGUGAAGUGUAUAUUCCUCAGCGAGCACCGAUCUCAAAGGCUGCAGCUGCUGGACUCGGCCAAGUACAUUGUGAUAUUUGUGUCCAGCCAGUACUCCCAGUCUCCACAACAGAUGGAGGAGCUGCACCUGGCCUUGUGUCGGCAGAGAGCCGGGGCCAACAGGAAACUUGUUUACUUGAUUCAGUGUCGGAAGUCCGUGGACGAACCUUUCUAUUUGCAGCUUCUGCCAUACUCUGUGUGUCUGGACGAUACACUGUGGAAGAAAACAGCCAUAUCGUUGGUGAAGAAUUCGUACUCUGCACAUCACACUGUUAAGAUGACAAGAGAAACCAUUCAGGGGACUUACACGUGUACUCUGUCCGAAUAUCUCGCAUUGAGCAUGGUCUGUUUGGAUAUUGAAGAAAAUCAUCUCAGUUCAAGCACAGCCAGCCAGGCCAAUAUUGUCAGUGUUAUUAAAAUGCACCUCAAAAAUGAGAAUGUUGAUCAAGACAGUGUCACAUUGUCAGAGUGUUUUCAAGAUAAACCGCUGACGAUGGCCAGAACAGCCACAGCUGACGAGUUGAAGACGGACAAGCUAUGGAAUGAUGUCUUAGAUGAAUCUACCAGCACCAAGUUCACACGGGAAGAAGUCGAAAAAAAGCAAAUGGAUAAUUAUGUUAAAACAAUGCAAAAUGACUCGGAUCUGAGCUGGGAUCGGCUGUCUGAGCUGUCGAAUGCAUGUCAUGAUUUGAAUCACGAUCAUCAUCAAUAUAGUUUGAUGCUUGCUGGUGGACAGCGUGCCAGAUCUUCUUGUUGCACUAUUUUAUAGCAAUCGGCAUGCAGUACGCCAGAUGUUACUGCAGGUUUAUUUUUUAGCAUUGAAUCAUGGGAUACCAGUAAUGAUUCGAGGCAAGAUUUGGAUCGGCUAUCUCAGUUGUCAUGUGAAUGUCAUGAUUUUUAUCAUGGCAAUCAAUUUGAGGCUUCGUGUAUAAGGUUUAGAAGACAACGAUCUGCCUGUUGCACUAUUUUGUAACAUUUAGUGUGCAGUAUCCAGGUGUUCACUGUUGUAAGAUUAUUUACUAUAAUUAUUGUACUGUCCAGGGCACACCUCAACUAUCUGAGCUGGCUGUUAAGGACAGAUGUUAUUUUAGUAAUGUUCUUUAUGGUUUGACACAAGCAAUUGGUGUAACAGUGAUAGAAAUAAGCAGAUGGUCUAACUCUCCCUACCAGUAGCGUAGCAUGGGUGGGGCCACCAGACACAAUUCUGGACUGGUGGAAGGGACUCGGGGGGGAAGUGCUAACAGUCCACUGGUUAGGGGGUGCAAUAUUUGCCUUGCCCCGGACACUGGCAACCCACGCUAUGCCACUGCUCCCUACCGACUUUUUAAAAAGUAGCAGUGAUGUGGAUUGAUUUCACCAUUCAGCAUAUGGCACACGAGCUCUCAUGGCCUUGCUAUUCUAGUUAUUUUUUAUUACAAAAAAAGUGAUAUAUGCAUAUUUAUUAUAUACAUAGCAAUGAAAUAUAUUGAUCUACAGAAACCAUAAAAGUGAUAUUCGGUGAAAAAUCAUAUUUUCACUGUAUUUUAGCUACAGUAAAAAAUAUAGAAAUCGUAAUAUAAUUUAGUGAACCUUAAUGAAUCAGUUAUCUCCCUUGUAAAUUAUUACGAUUUUAAGUUUGAUGAUUACCAAUGGAUCUGGUUGUAUUUGAAUUAUUACAAAAAAAGUAAUUUAAACAAUUGUAUCUAUAAAAAAUGGAUAUGAAGUGCAAUUACGAUAAGAUAACUAAAAACUGAUUAAAUGCAAAGCUCAUUAAUGAAUAGACCAUUUCAUGGUGUUUUUUCGAAUAUGAUUAUGUCAACUCAUGAUCAUGUGUAAAAACCAUAUUUUCACACAUCACUCAUUGACAUACAAAUCGUAUUUGAAAAAUAACAUGAAAUAGCCUCUAUGUAUUGUGAUACAAUUUGUAUUAGGGUCCAUUUAUGUCUGAUAACAUUUCUAUCUGUGAUAAUACUUUGUUACAUAUUUGUUUAAAUAUGAAUUUACCGUGUUGUGUACAGCGACACGAAAACGGGUAGAUUUUAAUUUUUUUUAUAUUGUGCAUCAUUUUGACUAUUUUCAGACUGUAAAGCACAAAACAAAUAGCAUUUAGAUUUAUUAAUUUUGAGUUUAGUUAUGUGUCUGUAUAUUGUUUUCAUAUUCUAUGGUACUUAGCUUAUUUCAGAAACACAAAAAUACUGUGAUAAAAUCUUACAUGAAAGUCAACAUAUAUCGUGCUUAUAACAUAAUGCUGUGAUGAAAUUUAAGAGAUGUA
Molecule: messenger RNA, 4323 nt
Organism: Gigantopelta aegis
Lineage: Eukaryota; Metazoa; Mollusca; Gastropoda; Neomphalida; Peltospiridae
Exons: 15
Coding region: 235-2841 (868 amino acids)
Biological process (GO): signal transduction
Source: RefSeq, a predicted model, not a curated record